UAAGAGCUGAAGGAGGCGACAACCUCUAAGCCUAACAAUUAUAAAGUAUUCUGCAUUGGUUUAAGCAGAUGAUUAUGUCCAUUCAUGUUUGGCUUAAACCAAUGCAGUUUGGCAUUAUAACAGUUUAAUGCCCGAAUACCAGUCUCACAUUGUAGUGCAGGAAGUCAGUCAAAGUCUGCUAUUUUUUAAAAAAAAAAAAUAAAUAAAUAUUAAAAUAAUCUAUGUAUAAAAAUUUUAUUCCGUCAUCAAAAUUUUAGAUAGUGUGAAUAGAAAUUACAUUGCUAAUUUUAUAAAUUAAGACUCCUACAUUUCACACGGAAAAAUUACAUAAUUAAUAAGAACAUCAGUACCGGUAAGGCAAUUUGCACGCGUUUUGUAAAUUAUUAAGGAUUUUUAUUAUAUGAUAAGGGAGGAAGAAGAGAAACGUUGGUCCAAAGCUAGAACCUGGCCGAAAGCAAACAAGACACAUGCAAUGCAAGCCAGAAUAGAAUAGAAUGCUGUUGCUUUGCAUCCGACUAUUGCUUUGUCAGGAAAGAAAAUACCAUUUGGCCACUUAAUUUCCAGCCUCUGCCUCUCAGAUACAUUUUUUUUUCUUUUUUCGGUGAACAAUGAUUGACAAGUUAUUUGUCAUGGAAAACUCACUUCCUUUUAAUUUAUUCACUAUAUAUCUACGAGUGAAAACUCCUCAAGAGUCCAGAAGUUAAUCAAAACCUUCUGUAGUGUAUAGUGAUAUGUUUUCAGGAUUUAGUGGUCAAGCAAUGAAGGCCGUUCGAUUAGCCAUAAUGGUGUUGUUAGCGCUGGUCUUUAUUGGGUACAUUAUGAUUUGGGUCAUGAAGGCCACAAAUACCUAUUUUUUAAACUGGCAGCCUCAUAUUCAAGCAAAAGCCGAUUCCAGGUUCUUUGGAGAGCAAGGUUCAUAUACGCUGGUACAUGUGUUCCCCAUUCUCUUUAUUGCUACCUUGGCCUGUGCAUACCUCCAUCUGGGAAAGAAAUCUGUUAAUGGUGGCACCGGCAAAGUUCAUUCUUUGUUUGCCUGGUGCAAACGUCCGGUGCUCGCGAAAGGUCCCCUUGGGAUUGUGACGGGGAUAGAGCUAUCAUUAUUGGGUAUGUUCUUUGCGUUAAUGGUGUGGUCAUUGUAUUCUUACUUGCAAGCCAUGUUCGCGUAUGCUGCUCCUACGGCUGCAUCUUUGGGAUUCCAAGUGUGGGAAGUCAAGUUGGAAAUAUCAGCUUUAUCUCUGGGAUUAGUUGGGAAUGUCUGUCUGGUCUUUCUCUUCUUCCCAAUAGCCAGAGGCUCCUCAGUUUUGCAGAUUCUUGGCCUCACCUCAGAAGCCAGUAUCAAGUACCAUAUAUGGCUAGGCCAUAUUGCCAUGACUAUCUUCACCGCCCACGGCUUAUGCUAUAUUAUUUUUUGGGGCAAAACCCAUCAAUUGUCUCAGAUGCUAAAAUGGGACAAGCACUUUAUUUCGAAUGUGGCCGGCGAAAUAGCUUUGCUUUCUGGAUUGAUCAUGUGGGUCACAAGCUUAAAACGCAUAAGACGAAAGAUUUUCGAGCUCUUCUUCUAUAGUCAUCACCUGUAUAUUCCUUUUGUUGUCUUCUAUGUGUUUCAUGUUUGCUUCUCUCGUGCUUGCAUUAUCCUUCCUGGUUUCUACCUCUUCAUGAUCGAUCGAUACUUGAGGUUAUUACAAUCCCAACAGAGAAUUCGCUUGGUUUCAGCACGAAUUUUGCCCUGUGAAACUGUAGAGCUAAAUUUCUCCAAGAACCCAGGAUUGCACUAUGCUCCAAGAAGCACCGCAUUUGUAAAUGUACCUAGAAUAUCCAAGGUACAAUGGCAUCCCUUUACAAUCACAACCAGCAGCAAUAUGGAUCCUGAAAAGUUGAGCAUAGUCAUCAAAUGUGAAGGCAAUUGGUCUCACAAGUUGUAUCAGAUGCUGUCAUCCCCUGCUCCAAUAGACCGCCUUCAGGUCUCCUUUGAAGGACCCUAUGGUCCUGCUUCAACUCAUUUUAUGAGGCAUGACUUGCUAGUGAUGGUUAGUGGAGGAAGUGGGAUAACCCCUUUUAUCUCCAUCACACGUGAGAUCCUAUUUCUAGCCAAUACAACGAAUGGCAGGACCCCGAGGCUUCUCCUCGUAUGUGCUUUCAAGAAAUCUGUGGAUCUCACCAUGCUAGAGCUUCUACUCCCAGUUACAGGCACCACCUUUGACAUCUCCCAUUUGCAGUUACAAAUUGAAGCCUACGUUACCAGAGAGAAAUUGGCCCAAGCAGAUCCACAGAAGCUCCUCAGAACAAUAUGGUUCAAGCCUGACGUAUCAGAUGUGCCAGUCUCUGCAGUCCUAGGUCCAAAUAGCUGGCUUUGGCUUGGUGCAAUAAUUUCAGCUUCUUUCAUCAUCUUCCUUAUCCUCAUCACCACUCUCACAAGAUACUACAUAUAUCCAAUUGACCAUAAUACUGAUAUGAUAUACUCUUUGCCUGCAAGGGCUGCUUUAAACCUAUUCUUUAUAAGCAUCUCCAUAGUGAUGGCUGCCUCUGCAGCAUUUCUUUGGAACAAGAAACAGAAUGCCAAGGAAAUCAAGCAAAUUCAGAACACAGAUAUGCCAACACCAGGAAUGUCCCCAGGUUUGCAGUCCCGCCAUGCUGACAGAGAGUUGGAAAGCCUUCCUCACCAAUCUCUUCUCCAAGCCACCAGGGUGCACCAAGGUGAAAGGCCGAACUUAAAAAAAAUAUUAUUGGAGUGCAAAGGAGACAGUGUAGGAGUUCUUGUAAGCGGGCCAAGAAAGAUGAGGCAAGAAUUGGCAGCAAUCUGUUCAUCCAGCUUGGUAGAUAACCUACAUUUCGAGUCCAUUAGCUUUAGCUGGUGAGGCAAGAGAGAUGAGGCUACAUUUUCAGAUUCCUAAAAUCUUAUGGUAGUUUCAUAUAUGUAGCGAUAAUAGUUUCAUACAUGU
Hevea brasiliensis (rubber tree) is the source of this 2939-nucleotide messenger RNA. Its product is annotated as ferric reduction oxidase 2. Gene Ontology annotation, cellular component: plasma membrane. The record is from RefSeq and is a predicted model, not a curated record. NCBI's taxonomy places the organism in Eukaryota, Viridiplantae, Streptophyta, Magnoliopsida, Malpighiales, Euphorbiaceae. Bases 732 to 2855 code for a protein of 707 amino acids. The transcript has 8 exons. Gene Ontology annotation, molecular function: oxidoreductase activity.